Messenger RNA from Suillus subalutaceus, 915 nucleotides. Its product is annotated as kinase-like domain-containing protein. Gene Ontology annotation, biological process: protein phosphorylation. The coding region runs from base 1 to 915 and encodes 304 amino acids. The record is from RefSeq and is a predicted model, not a curated record. Gene Ontology annotation, molecular function: protein binding; ATP binding; protein kinase activity. NCBI's taxonomy places the organism in Eukaryota, Fungi, Basidiomycota, Agaricomycetes, Boletales, Suillaceae. The transcript is spliced from 9 exons.
AUGACCCGCAAACCUUUUGGUCGUGUGCUCCAGCAUGCCAAUGAGGUGUCCACAGUAGCCUUCUCGCCAGACAGACAGCUUGUUGCCACCAGUGCGGGAGUCAUGAUCUUUCUGUGGGAUAUAUCCAAGGAGUCCAUCAUCACGACGACACAUAUUGUGUCGCCACCCCCAUUAAUUGCCCCGGUGUCCCCUAUUACAAGCGGUCUUGACCAGCCAUCAGCAAGCUCCCAUUAUAUACCCAUGACUCAUGCAGCCUCUCCCAAGAUUUCCGCUUCAUCUUCUUCAGGAACAACGUCCACAUUACAACCGGGCAGCCAAGAAUACUUAGUUUCUUUGUUGAGUUCACUGCAAGAUCUUACCAAUCAACUUAUGGGAAUAUCGGCCCAUGCAAUUGCUUCUGGAGGCUUUGGAGAUAUUUGGAGGUGCUGUUUACUGAUUCCCAAUGGGACUGUCCGGGUAGCAGUGAAGGCCAUCUGUGCCUUUGAGUCAGAUGACGAUAUUGCAAUGCAGCAGAAAGUCAAGAAAGUGCAUCGCGAGCUGAAAGUUUGUGGCCGUCUCAAACAUGAUUGUAUCCUCCCACUCUGGGGAGUAGCAAACAACUUCGGGCCCUAUCCUGCAAUGAUUUGCCCAUGGGCCGAUGAUGGAGCCCUUACCGGUUUUCUUGAAUGCCAACACGACAUGUUAUCUUUUGAAAAUAGGUUCUCCCUUCUGAUCAAUAUCGCCCUUGGAUUGCAAUACCUUCAUAGCAAAUCAGUAAUUCAUGGCGAUCUGACAGGGUCAAAUGUAUUGAUUUAUCGCAAUGGUUGGGCAUGCCUUGCUGAUUUUGGUCUUUCGACUAUUAUGGUGGAGUUCGUUGAGCUGUUUGAAAUACCAGAGGGCGAUGAAGAAGUAUCAUCUUACAGGUUCAUAGCCUAA